UGUUUAAACCAGUCAGACCAGCAGACUAGUCAGAGAGGCUCAAUACUGCCAAAAAAAAAUGAUUGUGAAUGUGGAAGGCUGGAUUGCAGAGAACCGGAAUGCUUUUAUGCCGCCAGUGUGCAACAAGCUUAUGCACAGUUCCCAGCUGAAUAUCAUGUUUGUUGGAGGUCCUAAUACCAGGAAGGAUUAUCAUAUCGAGGAAGGGGAGGAGCUGUUCUACCAGCUGAAGGGGGACAUGUGUCUGAAGGUGAUUGAAAAUGGCAAACACAAGGAUGUGCACAUCAGAGAGGGAGAGAUGUUCCUGCUGCCAGCUCGGAUCCCCCACUCCCCCCAGAGACAGGCCAACACUGUGGGACUGGUGGUGGAGAGGAGACGGCUGCUGACUGAGACUGACUGCCUGAGGUACUACGUGGACAACAGCACUGCUAUCCUGUUUGAGAAAUGGUUCUACUGCCAGGAUCUCGGCACCCAGCUGGUACCGAUAAUCAAAGAGUUCAUGGCAUCAAAGCAGUGCAAAACAGGAAAACCAGAUCCAAAUGAAACCUUCAGAGAGCCUCCGUUCCAGAUGAACACCAUGAACGUGAUGUCACCCUUCUCCUUCAAAGACUGGCUGGACAGACAGAGGCCGUCCCUGGACAGCGGCAGGCCCAUCGACAUGUUCGGAGCUCAGUUUGAGACAGAGACGAUGCUGUUUGGACCUGGCCACACAGAGAUGUCAGUUCGGCAAAGCGAUAUGUGGAUCUGGCAGAUGGAGGGCUCCUCAAGAGUGACUAUGAAUCAGCAGGAGCUCACUCUCUCUGCAGGAGACAGUUUACUCAUCCCUGAACAAACCCACUACCAGUGGCAGAGAGAUAAGGGGACCGUUGCCCUGAUUGUGGUCCAAAACCCUGAGCGGAAGAGACCCUGAGCAUCACCUGCCAAGUCACACACACACACACAUUAAAUAUACAGUAUUACAGUAUACAGUAUUCUGUACAGACGGGGAGAACUCAAUGUAGGCGUCGUAAUAAAAAGCAUAUUGUGUAUCGUCACAUACAGUAAGUAAAGCUACUGAAUUUGAAACUGUAAUUUGCACUUUGUCUCAGUUAUGUACUUUAAUUGCAUGUAAUUUAUACAGCCGCCCACACAUGUGGCUCAGGAGGAGGAGUGGGUCGUCCUCCCGUCCACAUGUCCAACUGUCCUUGGGCAAGACACUGAACCAUGCUGCCAUCGUUGUGAGUGUGUGUGUGAAUGAGGGAAUGAGUGGCAAAUUGUAAAGCGCUUUGUCUAUCAAGGUCAAAAAGCGUUGUGUACGUGCAGUACAUUUAUCAUAACAAAAUUAAUAAAUAUCUGAG
Molecule: messenger RNA, 1334 nt
Organism: Chelmon rostratus (copperband butterflyfish)
Lineage: Eukaryota; Metazoa; Chordata; Actinopteri; Chaetodontiformes; Chaetodontidae
Gene: haao
Product: 3-hydroxyanthranilate 3,4-dioxygenase
Exons: 10
Coding region: 59-907 (282 amino acids)
Biological process (GO): 'de novo' NAD+ biosynthetic process from L-tryptophan; quinolinate metabolic process
Cellular component (GO): cytoplasm
Molecular function (GO): 3-hydroxyanthranilate 3,4-dioxygenase activity; iron ion binding
Source: RefSeq, a predicted model, not a curated record